UUGUACCCCGAAACGGUGUCGUUCUCUGGAAAACGUGAGUAUAAAUCCGUACGGUCUUCGCGAUAACGGCGAACUGUGGCACAGCUAUGGCGUCUGCUCUUUCCUCCGGCUUCACUUCUAAUCUUUCAUCGUUAUGCUCUUCUUCAGCUUCAUCGAAUAGUCGAUUUCUCUUUUGGAACCCUAAUCCUCUUGGUUUUGCUCUUCCUCUUUGUCGCUCAUCCCGAUCUGUUCUUGUUUUGGCUCGUCGCCAGAACCGGAAUGCGUCCGUAAAAUCGUCGUCUCCGUCUCUGAAGAGGAAGAAGAAGAAAGGUUUUGGGAGAGAUGAUGGAAGAAGAGAGGAGGGUGAAGAAGGGGAUGAUGAUCCGUUUGAGGCACUGUUUAAUAUGUUGGAAGAAGACCUUAAGAACGAUGAUGAUGGUGAUGAUGGUGAGGAGAUAAGUGAAGAGGACUUGGAUGCAUUUGCUCAGGAGUUGGCUGAUUUGUUGGAUGUUGGCGAUGAUGAUGGUAGCAUCACCUUGUCUGGUUCAGCCGCUGGGGAUGCUCAUGAUGGUGAGGAGGUUGUCGGUGAGGGUCAUGAUGAUGAUGAUGAUGACAGUGAAGAAGAUGAAAGACCAUUGAAGCUGAAGAAUUGGCAGCUCCGGAGAUUAGCUUAUGCGCUGAAAGCUGGGCGCCGUAAAACUAGUAUAAAAAAUCUGGCAGCUGAGCUUUGUCUCGACAGGGCAUAUGUUCUUGAAUUACUUCGUGACCCGCCUCCUAAUCUCCUGAUGCUAAGUGCUACGCUACCCGAUGAAACUCCUCCACCAGUGGCUGUGGUACCUGAAAGCAACUCACCCGAUCCGCUCCCCGUUGAAUCAACCGAGGAUGUGAUCGAGCCCGAGGAAAAGGUUAAAGAGCCAGUCCAUGUGAUGCAACGCAAAUGGUCUGCUCAGAAAAGGCUGAAGAAAGUUCAUGUCGAAACCAUGGAGAAAGUUUACAGAAGAUCGAAACGACCCACUAAUGCUAUGAUCAGCAGCAUUGUGCAAGUGACUAACCUUCCUCGGAAACGGGUUGUGAAGUGGUUCGAAGAUAAGCGGGCAGAGGACGGGAUACCGGAAAAGCAAGCUCCAUAUCGAGCUCCUGUUUGAUUCCCAACUCUCUUCCCUUUCGCCUCCACAGGCAGUUAUUUUAUAUGUCUUGGCCCCGAAGAAACUGUAGAGAAUCAACACAAUCCAUCAGAGCACAUGUAGGAUAGAUGCUGAGAAAUUAAUAUGUAUACAUAUAAAUAUUAUUU
Tarenaya hassleriana is the source of this 1270-nucleotide messenger RNA. Its product is annotated as protein OVEREXPRESSOR OF CATIONIC PEROXIDASE 3. Gene Ontology annotation, molecular function: DNA binding; DNA-binding transcription factor activity, RNA polymerase II-specific. The coding region runs from base 87 to 1124 and encodes 345 amino acids. Gene Ontology annotation, biological process: regulation of transcription by RNA polymerase II. The record is from RefSeq and is a predicted model, not a curated record. Gene Ontology annotation, cellular component: nucleus. The transcript is spliced from 4 exons. Lineage: Eukaryota; Viridiplantae; Streptophyta; Magnoliopsida; Brassicales; Cleomaceae.